CUAAUUACUGGUUCGAGUCAGUUUACAAUAAUCCGUAAUUGCAAACUGAAUAAUCAUCAAUGCCAUAUAUAAAAGGCGAUUUUUGAGAAAAAAAAAAUUGUUUUAAAAUGUAUCGGAAUUUUUCUUUUAUAAUUUUGUUUUUCAGUGGUUUUGGUUUAGUGUACAGCAAGGAGUUGGCUAAUGUAUGUGAAAGUUAUGAUGGCUAUUUUACUGAUAAAAAUACGAAUCCGGAAUGUUUCUAUGAUCCAGACUUAGAUGCCAAUGUUGAACAAAGAGCUGUAAAUCACGGAUUAUUAGCAGAAAAGCACUAUAUUCGCACUGAAGAUAGUUGGAUAUUGAUUACGUUUCGUUUGAAAAACUUGAAUGGAACGUAUGGAAAAGGAGUCGUUUUUCUUCAACAUGGAUUGGGUACAGACGCGACCAGCUUCACGGGAAACGGAAAUAAAUCUAUUGCUUUUUUUUUAGCUAAACAAGGCUACGAUGUUUGGCUGGGAAAUUUCCGAGGCACUGAUUUUAGUAGCAGUCAAAAUUUACAAAACAAACAAUUUUGGGAUUUUAGUUAUCACGAACAUGGUUUAUAUGACUUACCAGCAAACUUCAAAUACAUAACAGCUAAAACAAAAUCUAAAAUAUAUUAUAUAGGCCAUUCCAUGGGUGGUUCCGCAAUUGCUGUUUAUUUCUCAACAAAACCAGAGGAAGCAUUGACAUUUGUUAAAUAUACGACAUUUUUGUGUGCAACUACUUAUAUGAGACACACUAAAGGACUCCUCAACUUCAAUAUCAUUAAUAAUUUAUAUGCAUUAUUAUUGAAUUGGAUCCCACAAGCUGUCUUGACUGGUCUUGGAUUUACUAAUAUUUCCGGACUAGAGUCAAUGUGUUUUGCAUCGAGGGAAAAUUUAAGGGUUUGUACUCGCCUUAAUGAGUAUGUUGCCGGUUCUGGAGUAGGAUAUAAGAUGUCACCAGAAAAAUUCCUCCUAGCAUGGCGGGCUAUCAAAAACCUAGGCGUUAAACAAAUGCUUCACUUCGCACAAACAAUUCAUUCGCGUGAUUUUAGGAUGUUUGAUUACGGGCCGCGACAAAAUAUGAUCCGCUACAACUCUAUAAUACCCCCGCCUUAUGAUUUGUCGAAAUUGCCCACCAAUAUCACUUUGAUAUAUGGUGCUAACGAUUAUAUUAGUACAAAGGAAGAUACUCUAUAUGUUUUCAACAAAUACGGAAAGCGAAAUUGGGAAGUCUAUGAAAUUCCCUAUAAUCAUGUGGAUCAUUUUUACGACUAUAAAUAUGCUGACAAAGCUUUCUUUCCUCUGUUACUUAAAAGUAUAAAUAAACAUAUUUGAGAUUUACUUUGCAUUUUUCCAAAUCAAAUAGUUUCGCAAUCUAUUCAGAUAUAACUGGGUCUGUGGACUCCAUAUCCGGAUGACUGGUGCUAAUUUCACAAACUGUAAAAUUCUUAAAUUCAAAUUAUUUUCAAUUGGUGAACCCUUCCAACGAUAAUGUUGCUUGAAAGACAAACGAAUAAACAAAUAUCAGUAGGUACUUGGGAAAACUGGGAAAAGUGGAAGCCGAUCUUUUCAGAGCAGAUCAAAUGUAUAACUUAUCAGGACAUAGCUUGAAGCUUCUUGUUGAAGACACAUUCACCAAGAAACAAGUACUUCCAGAGGAAAUACAUCUACUGGCCUGAAAUUACAUCAGCGCAUCUGUUGAAAAUUGAUGAAAUGGAUUCAAAUGAAGUUAAGCACAAUGAUGUUGGAAAUGCGGCAUGAUCUGGCUGUGGAAUGUUGCAUCCUUAGAAGAGUACAUCAAUUUCCAAUUUCAAUUUUGUCAAAAUAUUUUGGAUAAUAAAAAUAAAAC
This is a messenger RNA of Ceutorhynchus assimilis (cabbage seed weevil), 1851 nucleotides long. The record is from the annotation of a GenBank genome assembly. Lineage: Eukaryota; Metazoa; Arthropoda; Insecta; Coleoptera; Curculionidae.